This is a messenger RNA of Peniophora sp. CBMAI 1063, 1641 nucleotides long. NCBI's taxonomy places the organism in Eukaryota, Fungi, Basidiomycota, Agaricomycetes, Russulales, Peniophoraceae. The record is from the annotation of a GenBank genome assembly.
AUGGCGUCCUUCCAUACACCCUUCCUCUUUGUUUUCUUGAUUCCUCUCGCGGGCAUCCUUCUCUUUGUCCAGAGGUAUAGGCGGCAGCGAUCGUUGCGCAAGAUCCCAGGCCCAGCCAGUGCCUCUUGGCUCAGUGGAAACUUCACUUCCUUCUUUGUGCCCGCCGCCAUUCCGUACCAGGACCAGCUCAUAGACACGUAUGGCAAGACCUUCAGGCUCAACGGAUACCUCGGGGACCAAAUGCUUGUGACGUCUGAUCUUGGGGCGCUGUACCAGAUCAUAGUCAAGCAUGUUGACAUCUUUGACACGGCCGAGUUCUUCCUCGAAUUGACGCGUCUUGGGUUCGGAAAGGGCCUUUUGGCUGCGCCAAUGGCUGGCGAUGUUCACAAACGCCAGCGCCGUCUUCUGAAUCCAAGCUUUUCGGCAGCGCAUAUGAAGCGCAUGAUCCCGAUAUUCCAUUCGAUCUCGAAGCAGCUUCGCGAGCUCAUCGCUGCUGAGAUCAAGCGUACAGGGAGCGGGGACACGGAUAUCAUGGAUAUGAUGGGACGUGCCGCACUGGAGCUUAUCGCCCAGGCGGGCCUCGGAUACAGCUUUGGCGCCUUGGAUCAGGGAGACAACAGCUAUAGCUACGCAAUCAAGCGUAUAGUGCCCACCGGCGCGAGGCUCUUCAAGUACCGCCCCAUGCUGCCGUUCUUGACUCGCACGUUCCCACCGUGGCUCCUUCGUGCCGCUGGUAAGCUACUACCGCUGGACGCCCUGCAGCAGCAGUUUAACUUGGUCGACACCAUCACGCUUUCCGCCACGGAGAUAUGGGAGGAGAAGAAGCGCUUGCACGCUCUCGGAGAGAAAGCGAGCAACUCGGAGAUAGGUCAAGGCCGCGACCUUCUCAGCAUCCUACUGAGUGAGAACGACAAGGCCUCUAGUGACGAUCGCUUGCCGGACGACGAGCUUCUCGGACAGAUCAACACCUUCCUGUUUACCGGCACCGACACCACAAGCAACGCAGUCUCGAGGAUCUUGUAUAUGCUGGCUCUGAACCCGGAGGCACAGGAUAGGCUCCGCCAAGAGCUAGUUGAGGCGGGUGCGCCGGACAACCUUGACUACGACGUGCUAGACCGUCUUCCUUAUCUUGAGGCUAUCUGCCGCGAGACUCUUCGCUUGUACGCGCCCGUGCGCUUCAUCCAGAGAGUCGCAAGGAAGGACCAUAUCUUGACCCUCGCUAAGUCCGUUGUAGAUGUGAAUGGCAACAUGGUCUCGGAGAUCUUCGUACCGAAGGGCACCACCGUGUUCUGCAACAUCCCGGCUGUGAAUACCGAUCCGACAAUCUGGGGCGCCGAUGCUAAGAAAUGGAACCCUGAGCGCUGGUUGAAGCCGCUUCCCAGCUCGGUUACUGAGGCGCAUAUUCCCGGAGUCUAUUCCAAUAUGCUGACCUUCGCCGGCGGCAGUCGCUCUUGCAUUGGCUUCAAGUUCUCGCAGCUGGAGAUGAAGGUCAUACUCUCGCAGCUUUUGCCCGCGUUCCGCUUCCAGCCGUCAGAUAAACGUGAAAUUAUGUGGAGAUUUGGUGGCAUUGUCACACCUGCUACUAAAGAGGGUUUUGCGGGGAGCAAACCCGAACUUCCUCUUCGUAUCUCAAUCCUGUAA